Xenia sp. Carnegie-2017 is the source of this 1148-nucleotide messenger RNA. RefSeq names its product lipase-like. NCBI's taxonomy places the organism in Eukaryota, Metazoa, Cnidaria, Anthozoa, Malacalcyonacea, Xeniidae. Bases 46 to 984 code for a protein of 312 amino acids. The transcript has 2 exons. Gene Ontology annotation, biological process: lipid metabolic process. The record is from RefSeq and is a predicted model, not a curated record.
GAAAUAUACAUUUCUCAAGUCUUUUCUUGAUUCCCAAGAAAAAAGAUGAAGUUUUUCAUACUGCUGUUUAUCAUGAUAUUUUUCAAGCAGUCUUAUCAGUCUCCAGCUUGCUAUGCGCCCGUUGGUCAAUAUUGUCCUUCCAUAGAUAAUUCGACAUAUUUCUUAAAGUGUGGCAAAGGAAAAUAUCAAGACGAAACAGGUCAAACAUUUUGUAAAUCGUGUAAGGUUGGAGAGUACAAUAUUCAAAUUGGUCAGUCAAAAUGCAACAUUUGUCCAAUUGGUCAUUCUUGUCUUUGGAACGACAAAUCACCAGUAAACUGUCGUGAUGGACAGUAUCAAGAUCAAAAAGGAAAAACAUUUUGUGAAGCCUGCCCAAUUGGUAAAGUUUGUUCUACAACCGGAAUUGUAACUCUUAAAAAGGACACCCGGGGAAUAAUACCCGACAAACUGCCGGGUUCUAAAUACAAGAUUGACUGGUGGAGGGAUUUGAAGAUCCUAAAAAAGACAUAUCUGGGCUGCCCGAAUUGCAAAGUACACUCUGGAUUCUUUCAGUAUUAUAACCUCCUGGAAACACAAAUGUUUGAAAAAGUUAAAGCUUUAUCUGACAAGCAUCCCGGCUCUAAAAUCAUUGUCACCGGUCAUUCACUUGGAGGAGCAAUUGCGACUUUAGCAGCAGUUGAUUUGGUCAAUGCUAAACAUACUGUUGAUUUAAUAACCUUUGGCUCACCUAGAGUUGGUAACAAAGAAUUUGCACAAUAUAUCGAUACUACUGUAAAAGGAUUGGAUCUUAGAGUGACAUACAAGGGAGACCCUGUAACGGACCUUCCUCCAAAAAUUAUUGGAUAUAGGCAUGUGGGGCAAGAAAUUCAUUGCUUUGGUCAUGGCCAAUGCGAGGAAUUUCUUCCAAAUCAAGAUCCCAGUCAUAAUGAUAGAAAACUGAAAUCUUUUAAGGAUCAUUCUAUGAAUAAUUAUUUUACAAUAUAAAAAAAUGAAGUCAUCUUAAAUGGAUUAAGAUGAAAGAAUUAUACGUCAGAACCUUGAGUAAAAGUUGAGUUUGAUUAUAGUUUGUUAUUUACGGUAAUAUUAAAAUGCUUGAAUGAUUGAUCAUUGCCUAUACCAAAAUAUAUAACUCUCUGACACAGUUCAAA